AUGUCUUGGUACUGGAACAGCCACGGAUUACCGUUCUUACCUGGAAACUCUUUUCGAGAUGUCACGAAGUGUGCCUUCCAUCGAUCACAGACUCUCCACUACAAGAACGGUUUCGCUCUGCCCCAUCGCCCCGGGGAUGAAAUAGGAAAGGAUGCUCAUCUGUCAGAGCAGCUGCUCCAGCAGAAGAUCAACACGCUGACCUUGAUGACACCGGACGUGAGGUUGGAAGCCCUUUACAAGAUGGCACCUGAAGAGUUCGUACCAGCUCACGUGACCUUAGACAAGAAGGUGCUGCGCUUCUAUGGAUACUUUCAGCAGGACGUCCUGUUUUCACCUGACGAGGUGUACCGCGUGCGUCCUGUGAUGAUAUACUACUACCUGGAGGAUGACAGCAUGCUCCUCUUUGAGCCCAGAGUGAAAAACACUGGGUUACUGCAGGGGAGACUGUUGAAACGGCAGCGUGUGCCCCAUAAAGAACGUGGAGACCACUACCAUUAUAAAGACCUCAACGUUGACAUAGACCUGGAUGUGUACGGGGUCACUUUCCACAUCACCCACUGUGAUGAGUUUACAAAGGAGUUCAUGAAAAGUGAGGGAAUCAUUUUGAACGACCCUCGGCCGAUGCCAGUUGACCCUUACACCAACGGACGAAAAGUUCCUGAGUCUUGCCACAUCACACCCUCACAAUUCGACCAAACACACCAGUUUCUCACUAUGGACGGCAAGGUGUUGCGUUUCUACGCCCUGUGGGAUGACGCUCACCGUCUGUACAGGGAAACCAGGACCGUUAUCAUCCACUAUUACCUGGCCGACGACACAGUGGAGAUCAGAGAGGUCCAUGAACAAAACAGCGGUCGUGAUCCCUUCCCGGUCGUGAUGUGCCGACAGAGGCUGCCCAAGACACUCAAACCCAAGCCCUUCCCCAGCUGUGUGCUGGAGGUCUCAGAGGAUGAGGUGGACGAGUACUUCUCACCCACAGACUUCCAGGUGGGUCAAACAAUGAAGCUGCUGUCCCGUUCCUUCUUGCUGUACGACUUCGAUGGCUUCACUAAAGAGUACUUCCAGACUAACCACCCUGAGAUGGAGAUGAAACCCAUUAAAGUUCCAAAGAAGGUUGACAUAUAUCACAACAGGAAGAGGGACGUUCCUCCCUACAAUGGCUUUGGUUCACUUGAAGAUUCUCUCCAGAAUUGUUUGUAUCUGAUUCCCAAGCCUCCGAAGAAGGAUGUGAUCAAGAUGCUGGACAACAACCUCAAAGAGCUGCGCUACAGUGCCACCCUGAACUCAAAGUAUCCCGUGGACAAUUCCCGACGUUUCAUUCUGACCUACUACCUGGCCAACGACAUGAUCAGCAUUUUUGAGAAGCCCGGUCGCAACUCAGGAAUGAUCGCUGGCAAGUUCCUGGAAAAGAUGCGCAUCCCCAAGCCGGGCUCGACUCUGGAGAAUCUUGACUUCUACUCACCAGCAGACUUUGCCAUUGGAGCCAAGGUGGAUGUUUUCGGACACCGCUUUGUGCUGACCGAUGCCGACCAAUAUGUCCUCACAUAUCUGGAGUCCAUAUCAAACCCCUUAGAAAUCCCUUCUGAGACGCUGGACUCUCUGCGUCAGAAGCUGGGUGAAGGGGCAGCGAAAUAA
Limanda limanda (common dab) is the source of this 1635-nucleotide messenger RNA. Its product is annotated as EF-hand domain-containing protein 1-like. NCBI's taxonomy places the organism in Eukaryota, Metazoa, Chordata, Actinopteri, Pleuronectiformes, Pleuronectidae. The coding region runs from base 1 to 1635 and encodes 544 amino acids. The transcript is spliced from 9 exons. Gene Ontology annotation, biological process: cilium-dependent cell motility; mitotic spindle organization; mitotic cytokinesis. Gene Ontology annotation, molecular function: alpha-tubulin binding. The record is from RefSeq and is a predicted model, not a curated record. Gene Ontology annotation, cellular component: axoneme; mitotic spindle.